AUGAAAGAAAAGAAGCAAGUUGGUGAUAUUGAUCCAAAUUUUGUAUGUCACUUCUGCCAUGAGCAAGUUCAUCUAGAACACUCAUUCAACAUCAAGGGUUGCGCCCAUUUUUACUGUCAAGAGUGCAUUGUUAAAUUCAUAGUGUCCAAUCUCCAAAACAAUGUGACAUGCAUUAUGUGCCCUACACCAGGCUGCAGUGGCCUGCUAGACCCUGAGUACUGUCGUCCAAUCCUCCCGAACGACGUCUUUGAUCUGUGGGGGACUGCCUUGUGUGAAUCUCUUUUGGAAACAGAGCACGCUGUUGAUUCAACUUUCACAUGUGAUUUCUGUGUUGAGCAAAUUGAGCUAAAAGACUCAUUUAACAUCAAGGGUUGCGCCCAUUUUUACUGUCAAGAGUGCAUUGUUAGAUUCAUAGUGUCCAAGCUCCAAGACAAUGUCACAUCUGUUACGUGCCCAGAUCAAGGAUGCCCUGGGGUGUUAGACCUUGAGUACUGCCGUCCAAUUCUCCCAUACGACGUCCUUCACCGCUGGGGCAAGGCCUUGUGUGAAUCUGUGGUUAUGGAGCCUCAGAAGAAGUACUUAUUCUGUCCCUUCAACGCAUGCUCCACGCUGUUGAUUGAUGAGGAACCAGAUGAUACCAAACAAGCUCAGUGUCCUCAUUGCAAGAGAGUGUUUUGUGUCAAGUGUAAGGUUCCUUGGCAUACCGAAUUCGAUUGUGACAUGUUCCAGAAACUGAGAGAUAGGGGUGAAGAUCAGCAGCUGGAAGAGCUUGCCAAGAAUAAGAACUGGAGGAGGUGUCCAAGUUGCAAGUACUAUGUUGAAAGACGCGAUGGGUGCAGCUACAUAAAAUGCAGGUGUGGAAAUGCUUUCUGUUACAAUUGUGGAGUUCAAGCUUCCUUAACUUCUCAUACCAGACAUUGUCCAAGCUGUCACAAAUAAGCCUUUAUUUUUGCUCACGAGAAG
Molecule: messenger RNA, 963 nt
Organism: Prunus dulcis (almond)
Lineage: Eukaryota; Viridiplantae; Streptophyta; Magnoliopsida; Rosales; Rosaceae
Product: ATP-dependent RNA helicase DEAH12, chloroplastic-like
Exons: 2
Coding region: 1-939 (312 amino acids)
Biological process (GO): protein polyubiquitination; positive regulation of proteasomal ubiquitin-dependent protein catabolic process; ubiquitin-dependent protein catabolic process
Cellular component (GO): ubiquitin ligase complex; cytoplasm
Molecular function (GO): ubiquitin conjugating enzyme binding; zinc ion binding; ubiquitin protein ligase activity
Source: RefSeq, a predicted model, not a curated record